AUCAAAACUUUUGGGAUUACUCAUACUGGAUUUGAUCACAUUCUUUAGUAAAUUGCCACAGCUAAGUAAUUAAGUUCGUUCUAGUGGUGAUGUACACACGAAGAACAUCUUCAUCUUCUCCAUCUACAACACCUCAAUGGAAAUAUGAUGUCUUUCUCAGUUUUAGAGGUGAUGACACUCGAAAGGGCUUUACAGACCACUUAUAUGAAACAUUGAGAGCUCAAGGAAUCAUAACUUUCAGGGAUGACCGUACAAUUUCGAAGGGAAAAGCUAUUUCUGGAGAACUGAUUGCUGCGAUUGAAGAAUCAAGGUUUGCACUUAUUGUCCUCUCACAAAAUUAUGCAUCCUCAACAUGGUGCUUGGAUGAACUUGUACACAUUCUUAAAUUUAUGGAAGCAAGAGAAACAGUGCUACCAAUUUUCUAUUAUGUUGAUCCAUCUCAUGUGCGAAAACAAACGGGGUGUUUUGAGAAAGCCUUUACACAACUAGAAGAAAGAUUUAGUUUGGAUGACAAAACGAGGGUGCAAGAGUGGAGAGAUGCGUUGGCAAAAGUGGCAGAUUUAUCUGGGUGGAAGGCUAAGGACUGGUACGAAACCUUGCUCAUCAAAGAUAUAAUCGAUGUGAUAUGGAAAAGAUUACGUCCUACAUCGUUUACUUCUGUGGAGAACUCAGUUGGAUUAGACUCAAGUAUGAACUCAAUUGAUUUUUUGUUAGGUGCAGGGGUCGAUGAUGUUCGCUUUAUAGGGAUAUGGGGUAUGGGUGGGAUUGGUAAAACAACUAUUGCCAGAGUUGUUCGUGAGAGAAUCUCGCCUGAAUUUGAAUUCAGCAUAUUUCUUGAGAAUGUCAGUGAUAAUGUUCAAAAAGGUGGUCUAAUAUCCCAACAAAGAGAAAUUCUUUCAAGGAUAUUGAUGAAAACGAUCGACAUAUUUGAUGUUCACGAAGGAUCCACAAUGAUUAGAAGAUUACUUCGUCACAAAAAGGUUCUUCUCAUUCUCGAUGAUGUGACCGACUCAGACCAUUUAGAUUAUUUGGCUGGAAAGCAAGAGUGGUUUGGUUCUGGGAGUAGAGUUCUUAUUACAACUAGAAAUGAGCAUUUGUUAAUUGAACAUGAAGUGGAGAGAAGAUUUCAGGUCAAACGUCUAAAUCAUGAUGACGCUCUUAAGCUUUUUAGUUGGAAAGCCUUUGGAAAAGACCACCCUGAAAAAAACUAUAUUGAUUUGUCUAGCUGUGUUGUGAGUUAUGCCGACGGUCUUCCACUAGCUCUUAAAGUUCUGGGUAGUUUUUUGCGCGGAAGACAUGCAAGUGCUUGGAACAGUGCAUUGGGUAAACUAAGAGAUCUUUGUAACACAGUUUUGGGGACACUUCAAAUAAGUUACGAUGAUCUAGAUGACAGGGAGAAGAAAAUAUUCCUAGACAUUGCAUGUUUCUUUAACGGGGAGAAAGAAGAUCGAGUUAUAGAAAUCCUAGACAGUUGUGGCUUUUGUGCAGGUAUUGGAAUAGAUGUCCUCAUUGAGAAAUCUCUGUUAACUAAUUCAUAUGGCACUCUAUGGAUGCAUCAGUUGCUCCAAGAGAUGGGUCGUGAAAUAGUCAAUCGAGAGUGUCUUGAUGAGCCAGGAAAUCGCAGCAGGUUGUGGCGCCAUGAAGAGGGCAAGCAUGUCUUGAGCAAAACUACAGGAACAGACGCCGUAGAAAGUAUAACCAUGGACAAAACUGGGCCAGUGGUGCAUGCGGAUGCUAAAUGCUUUUCAAGGAUGAAGAAACUGAGACUUCUCAAUCUUGCUAAUGUGAACCUCUCUAAUGAUCUUGAAUAUCUCUCCGAUAAUUUACGAAGUCUUGAAUGGGAUGGGUAUCCUUCAAAAUAUUUCCCGUUACAUUUCAACCCAGAGAACCUAGUAGAACUUAACAUGUGCCAUAGUCACAUUGAAUCUUUUUGGACGGGUGUUAAGGUUUUAUAUAAUUUGAAAAUCAUUAAGCUCAGCCACUCUUUGAAUCUUGUCAACACCCCAGACUUUAGAGGCCUUCCAAAUCUUGAGUAUCUGAUUCUGGAAGGUUGUAUACGGUUGUAUAAGGUUGACCCAUCCCUUGGAAUGCUUGAAAGAAUUACUCAGAUAAACCUGAAGGAUUGCAAAAGUCUUGUGCAUCUUCCAAGAAGUGUGUAUGGCUUAAAAUCUGUCAAAGUUCUUAAUCUUUCUGGCUGCUCAAAGCUCGACAAGUUGCCCAAUGAGUUGGGCAAUGCAGAGUGUUUGGAGGAGAUUGAUGUGAGUGGAACUGCCGUAAGAGAACUGCCUUCCUCCAUUGUUCAGUUGAAAAGCCUCACGGUAUUAAACUUUCGUGGAUGUAAAGGAUCAUCACCUAAAUUUUGGAAUUUGCUUUCCCUUUUUCAGCUAUUUCUCUCCCUUUUUCAGCGAUUUCUAAUAAGAAGUCGCGUUCCCACGCCUUUGUUGCUGCCUUCUCUAUCCGGUUUGGUUUCCUUAAAAAAACUUACUCUAAGUGAUUGCAAUCUCUUGGAAGUCCCUAAUGACCUUAGCUGCUUGUCCUCAUUAACGUACCUAGAUCUUAGUAGAAACCAGUUUGUUAGCCUACCCAACUGCAUCUCUCUACUUUCUAGACUUCAAUUUCUUAACUUGGAGUAUUGUGAGAGGCUUCAAGAAUUGCCAGAGGUUCCACAAAGAGUAAUAGCAGUUGUUAAUAACUGUAUUUCAUUAGAAAGAAUUGCCAGAGGUUCCACAGAAAAGUUCCAGUGGCUACGGUCGACACAAUGUAUCAACUGCUUCAAAUUUGCGGAGACGCACGAUUUCAGGAGUUUGGUAUUUACAUUACUGGAACAAUAUGAUGUGGAAGUCCCUAUUACUGAAUUUGUUGUUCCUGGAAAUGAAAUUCCCAAGUGGUUCAGUCAUAAAUCUGCUGAAUAUAUAUACCAGAAAGAGUGGUUCAAUCCUCAAAGUGUGGAGUAUCCAUUAAGUGUAGAGCUACGUCCAGGUUGGUUUACUGAAAAAUGGAUGGGAUUCGCGGUGUGCCUUGCUUUUGCAAUCCAGGAGCGAUCACCUAAUUGCGACCCUCCUCUUGAGUAUCGUAGUUUUGAUUACAAUUAUACACAUAUUAUUACUUGCAAAGUGGACAUCAAUGGAAAGGAGAUGACGGCACGUAGGUGUCCAUUUGUGGUUCUUAAUGCAGAGUCGGGGCAACCUGUGUCUGAUCACCUUUGGGUAGUCUUUUUUCCUCGUCACUUUCCUCAGUUGUGGAAGGGUAUCAGCGAUCAGAUUGAAUUGCCUUCUGGCACAGAGUGGUGGCAAGGUAUAUUUGGUCAGAUUACAUUUUCAAUUACGGCCAGAGUUGGCCAUGGAGUAAUAGUGAAGCAGUCUGCGGCUCGUCUGGUGUAUGAUGGAGAUUUGGAAGAGCUUGACCCAAGAUUUAGGCGCGGGACUCGCAGCAAUGUCAGCAUUUCUGAGGUGGAUUCAGAAUUCCCCUCUUACACAAACAAGUAGGAACUAGUGGAUGGAAGUGGUACUAUUAAUAACCCUUUUCAUAUAAGGGAUAAAAUUGUUGAUUUUCAACAGAUGAAUGGAAUGGAACCACAACAGCAAUGAGAGCCACCACAACUGGGACAACAAGAGUAAUGAUCCUUCCUCCCAAUGCAAGUGGCCUUACUAUGUACUUUCUUAAUACGUUGUUUAGAAGCACCGAGUAUUAUGGAAAUGAAAAAUUACAAUAAAAGAAUUUAUACAUUAUGUGACUAUGAUGCACCUCAUG
Messenger RNA from Prunus mume (Japanese apricot), 3750 nucleotides. Lineage: Eukaryota; Viridiplantae; Streptophyta; Magnoliopsida; Rosales; Rosaceae. The record is from RefSeq and is a predicted model, not a curated record.